Bolinopsis microptera is the source of this 1129-nucleotide messenger RNA. Its product is annotated as cyclin-dependent kinases regulatory subunit-like. Gene Ontology annotation, cellular component: SCF ubiquitin ligase complex; cyclin-dependent protein kinase holoenzyme complex. The transcript has 2 exons. The record is from RefSeq and is a predicted model, not a curated record. Gene Ontology annotation, molecular function: cyclin-dependent protein serine/threonine kinase activator activity; ubiquitin binding; histone binding. Lineage: Eukaryota; Metazoa; Ctenophora; Tentaculata; Lobata; Bolinopsidae. Gene Ontology annotation, biological process: regulation of mitotic cell cycle. Bases 3 to 305 code for a protein of 100 amino acids.
AGAUGGAGCUGGAGACGGAUGUAAGCAAACUGAUCAGGUACAGCGAGAAGUAUUGUGACAGUCAGUAUGAGUACAGACAUGUUACUCUACCAGAGGCUAUCAGCAAAAAAAUACCGUCGACACACCUACUCACAGAGUCAGAGUGGAGGAACCUGGGUGUCCAGCAGAGUCCAGGGUGGGUCCACUACAUGAUCCACCCUCCAGAGAAGCACAUCCUCCUCUUCCGUCGUGCUAUCUCCACCACUUCCAGAGCUACCCAGGCAGCACCUGUACCUCCUCAAGAGCUGCAAGUUGCUGGUGCUUGAUGCCUGGAGUAGUGGAGUCAGGCUUGCCUGGAGUCAAAUACCUCAAGUUUGACUGAGACUCCCGAUUAAAUAGACUCAAGCUGAUCUAAACUCUGGAACAGAUCAUGGUACAACACCUCUUUGACUAAGAAGCCUGACUAAGCUGGCUAACAAGAAUCAAGCUCUUACUUCUAUGCGAUGUGUUUUGUAGACUGUCUAAUGUCUCAUUAACGAUGUACUUGUAGAGAUGUGUAUAUAUCAAAGGACACUAGUUGACUUCUGUAUCUAGUGAGAGACAUUUUGAGAAAUAUAUUCUAUUUAUUUUGUCUAAACAUAGCUUGCUAGUUUGUGGACGAGCACAGCGAUGUUGUGUUCAUCUACAAUGUUAUCGUCUUCAAAUUUAAUUACGGUAAUAUUAUAUUGCAUAAUAUGUUUGAGUAAAGUAAUGAUCUGUAACCUUUCAGUCAGUUCUGCUGGUACUUUUUAUGAAGGUAAAGGAUCUCACCCCACUAAAAUUGUGAAAUCCACCUCAAAAUUGCCGCAUUAUUCUAAGAAAUUCACCGCAUAUUUUUGGAAUUCUUGCCGAAUUAUUGCCGUACCUUUACCGAAUUACACCCUUAUUAGACGCAUGCGUUACCGGAUUAAAACCUAAAUUUGACCCCUCCUCAUGAAAAGAUGAAAUAUGAUGCCUAAAGCUCUGUCAUGUACUCACAUCGUCGUUAAAAAGACAAUUUGUAACUAGCUGAUUUAUCAUCAUGUCACUAAAUUGCAUCGAUCACGAAAGUUCAUACUGCGAAAUUGAAUGACAGCGCAGAAUAUUAUAACUAUUUAGCGAUAAAUAUUAU